Messenger RNA from Adineta steineri, 1164 nucleotides. The record is from the annotation of a GenBank genome assembly. NCBI's taxonomy places the organism in Eukaryota, Metazoa, Rotifera, Eurotatoria, Adinetida, Adinetidae.
AUGUUUAAAAAAAAAGAAACUGUUAUGGAUCAUUAUCGAACAACAACAGAUACAAACAAACUAUCAACUGUUAAAAAAAAAACAACAAAUAUAAUAAAACUACCAACUGUAACAAAAAAAGCAACAGAUAUAGUAAAACUGUCAACUAUGGCACCAGAAACAACAACUUAUGAAUUUACAACAACGACUCAUAAAUUUACAACAACGACGCAUGAAUUUACAACAGCAGCGGCCAACCCGACGACACAAGUGCAAAGCAAGCCAAAAUAUAACAAAUGGAAACAGCAUGGAAUUAGUGUUGCUGGAGGAAAUGAAUACGGAGAUCAAUUAAACCAACUCAAUACUCCUACUGGGAUUUCUAUCGAUGAUAACGAAGCCAUUUUGAUUGCUGAUACUGGAAAUAAUCGUGUUGUUGAAUGGAAAUAUAAAUCGAACAGUGGUGAAGUGAUUGCUGGCGGGAAUGACGACGGAAAUAGACCAGAUCAACUCAAUAUGCCAAUCGACGUAGUUGUUGACAAAGAGCAGAAUGCGAUAAUCAUAUGUGAUUCUGAGAACUAUCGAGUAAUGCGGUGGUUCCGGCAAAGUGAAAAAAAUCCACAAAUUUUCAUUUCGAAUAUUAAUUGUCGUGGUGUGGCAAUCGACAAAGAUGAGUCUAUUUAUGUUUCUGAUUCGAUAAAGUCUGAAGUGAGACGAUGGAAACAAGGAGACAUAGAUGGAACACUAGUUGCAGGUGGAAAUGGUGACGGAAAUAGUCUAAAUCAAUUCAGUAAUCCCGGGGAAAUCUUCGUCGAUGAAGAAUAUUCUGUUUAUGUAACAGAUAUUGACAAUCAUCGUAUAAUGAAAUGGAAAAAGGAUUCAAAAGAAGGUAUUGUUGUUUUUGGCGGAAGUAAAAACGGAAAUGAUCUCAACCAAUUAUUUCAUCCUCAAGGACUGGUUGUUGAUAAAUUCGGUCAAAUCUUUAUCGCAGACUCUGGAAAUCAUCGAGUUAUGCGAUGGUAUGAAGAAGAUACAAACGGUUCAAUUGUUGUUGGUGGAAAUGGUCAAGGAAAUGAAUCAAAUCAAUUAUAUUUUCCCAAAGGUCUAUCAUUUGAUGUUGAAGGGAAUCUCUACGUUGCCGAUUCUGGUAAUCAUCGAAUUCAAAAAUAUGAACUAUGUACCGAAUAA